AUGCCUAAGUCUACGAUGUCCACCUUGCUAGUCAUAUUUAGCGAGAUUCGCGGGUGGAAAGGGGUGAGCAAGGAGCAAUAUAUGUUGAUCAUAAAGCAUACUAGCCCCCGCACCUUUCUUAACCACUAUUAUCCCUUGCAACUCGACACCGACAUAAUCCGAGUUAUCUGUGGCCUUAACCCGGAUAUAGAACUAAUGCGAGCCGUUACCUAG
This is a messenger RNA of Penicillium canescens, 213 nucleotides long. RefSeq lists its product as uncharacterized. Bases 1 to 213 code for a protein of 70 amino acids. The record is from RefSeq and is a predicted model, not a curated record. Lineage: Eukaryota; Fungi; Ascomycota; Eurotiomycetes; Eurotiales; Aspergillaceae. The transcript has 2 exons.